Neomonachus schauinslandi (Hawaiian monk seal) is the source of this 1191-nucleotide messenger RNA. RefSeq names its product OTU deubiquitinase 3 (gene OTUD3). The record is from RefSeq and is a predicted model, not a curated record. Lineage: Eukaryota; Metazoa; Chordata; Mammalia; Carnivora; Phocidae. Gene Ontology annotation, biological process: protein deubiquitination. Bases 1 to 1191 code for a protein of 396 amino acids. Gene Ontology annotation, molecular function: cysteine-type deubiquitinase activity. The transcript has 8 exons.
AUGUCCCGAAAGCAGGCGGCCAAGGGCCGGCCGGGAAGCGGCAGCCGGAAAGCCGAGGCCGAGCGCAAGCGCGACGAGCGGGCGGCGCGCCGGGCCCUGGCCAAGGAGCGGCGGAACCGGCCAGAGUCCGGUGGCGGCUGCGAGGAGGAGUUCGUCAGCUUCGCCAACCAGCUGCAGGCCCUGGGGCUGAAGCUGCGGGAGGUGCCAGGGGACGGCAAUUGCCUGUUCAGAGCACUUGGUGAUCAGUUGGAGGGACACUCACGAAAUCAUCUCAAGCACCGACAAGAGACAGUGGAUUACAUGAUAAAGCAGCGGGAAGAUUUUGAACCCUUUGUAGAAGAUGACAUUCCUUUUGAGAAACAUGUGGCCAGUUUGGCAAAGCCUGGCACCUUUGCUGGUAAUGAUGCAAUCGUAGCCUUUGCAAGAAAUCAUCAAUUGAAUGUGGUGAUUCAUCAACUUAAUGCCCCUUUGUGGCAGAUUCGUGGCACGGAGAAGAGCAGCGUGAGGGAGUUACACAUUGCAUAUCGGUGUGGAGAGCACUAUGACAGCGUUCGGAGGCUCAAUGACAACUCGGAAGCCCCCGCACACCUCCAGACGGAUUUUCAGAUGCUUCAUCAAGAUGAAUCAAAUAAAAGGGAAAAGAUCAAGACGAAGAGCAUUGACUUUGAGGAUGACCUGAGAGAUGAAGUAGAAGAUGCUGUCCAGAAAGUUUGCAAUGCAACUGGAUGUUCAGAUUUUAAUUUGAUAGUCCAGAACCUGGAAGCUGAAAAUUAUAAUAUUGAAUCUGCAAUAAUUGCCAUGCUUCAGAUGAACCAGGGGAAAAGAAAUAAUGCAGAGGAGAACCUUGAGUCCAGUGGCCGAAGUCUGAAGCAGUGUGGCCCUUUAUGGGAGGAGGGCGGCAGUGGCACCAGACUCUUUGGAAAUCCGGGCUCAGAUGAAGGCAGACCUGAAAACAAUAAAGAGCGGGCAAGACCUAGUGAAGAAAACAAAGCAAAUAAAAACCAGCUCCCAAAGGUCACCAACAAACAGAGGCGGGAGCAGCAGCGACUGGAGAAGAAGAAGCGACAGGAGGAGAGGCACCGUCACAAAGCCCUGGAGAGCAGGAGUGGCCACAGGGACAGCAACCGAGGUGAGGCAGAUGCGAACGUGCAGGUCACCUUGGUGAAGACCUUUGCCGCUCUCAACAUCUGA